AUGGGUCCGCCGCGCUGGCUAGCGCGCGCUGCGUGCGGCCGCGGCGUGGUGACGUGUCACGGCUCAGGCCCCGGAUUCGAGUCUUGCCCCCGCCGCCUGGAGGGGUUCCUCUGGGCUUCCAUUGUAUACUGUCAGUGCCCCGGCGCUGGGAGGCUCCGGCUGCAUCCGGUCGCGCGGCGGGCGCAUGCGCGCAGCAAAGAUGCACGGGCGCUGUCCUGGCAGCAGACAGUGCACGUCACAGAGCGUGUAGCCGGGGCCCGAUGGAUGCGUGCCGUCUCCGCGGAGCAGCGCGCAGGGCCGGCGCGAGAUGGAUCAGGUAGAGAUGAUCCUGGAUACAGGAGAAGCCCUAGCAUGUCCUUGUUUUCUCCCAUGAACACCCCUCCCUCUGAUGAACUACUGGAGGUUAGAAUAAUAGAGAAGGGAGGCAAAUGGCUAGAGUGAGAGUACUGCGGACACGUACCUUUCCACUGCAAUGGCCACCAGAGUGAAAACUGAAGAUGAGACCGACAUCCCCUGCACCAAUCCACUCAUUUUACACAUGGCGUUGUCAAAUGGCCAACCUGGAAUUACAUAGAUAGCAUCAUGGGGACACAUUCAUACCAUAAACCCACUAUGCAAAAUAAUCUGCCUUUACUUAGGGUUGUGCAGAGCUGCCAAACCUAAUCCUUGUGAAAAGGCUGAUAAACUGCCUGUCAUAAAACAUGACUUUCAAGGAUUUGUGAUCUGUCUGAUCUAAAUUGCACUAAGCUGGCACUUAGCAGUUGAGUAAUUUUCUUUUCUAAAAGAAAAAAAUAAGAGUAAAUCAAAUUUUCUUCCACACAAUGUGGGUGAUGCCUAAUUCACAAGCCUGAGAUACCCCAUUUAACCCUCAGUUUCUACCCUGCAUUUUGAUCACAGUCUUUCUGACUGAGGUCUGGACAAAACCCUGUAAACAAUCAAUGCUGCAACUAAAUGCUGCCAGAGAACUGUGCAGUUUUCAUCGCUAUUAGAAAUUUUACAGAUGUUCAGCAGAUAUAUUCCAAAGCCUGUAAAUGUACCAGUUUUAGCUUGAUUUUUGCAUACAUUCAGCAAUUUCCUCUAGCUGUACCCAUGGUUGUGUGAUUACAAAUCAGUUUCUGAAGUGGUACUAGGCUGGUGGUACAUCUGUUUGUUAUCACACUAACAUGUCCUUUAGCAAUGUAGUGACUUUAUUUAAAAGGUGUGGAUCACUGUGGGCCAGCAUGGGGUGAGGAUGAUACUGAGCCAUACUCCAGUCCAUGACAUUCUGAAUAAUUACAUAUUCUUUAAAGUGUACCACAUUCUUUCAAGACCUAAUGAAUAACCAGACAUAAAUAUCAUCCCUGGUCAUCUCUUUCAGAGUUGUAUUGAAUGUUUCUAACACUAAUAACCAGAUUUCCAUUUUUGUACAGCAUCUGCACAGGCACUCAGCAAAUAGUCUAACUCAAUAUUUAUUACAAUGUGGUUCUUCUCUGAAACUUGACUUAUUGUAGGGCUCUCUUUGUCUCCCUCACUUAUUUCCAAGUCAAAUGUGCUCAGUGUACAAAUAAAAAAAUAUAUUUUUCUAACUGCCAGCCCUGUAAAUGGAACAUGGGAUAUAAAAGACUUUUUUGGCUUCUACUUGAUAAGCAAAAAAGGGUCUGCAAUCGGAACUUAGUUAACAGUUCUGGUAAUGCUUCACAUGAUUAUCCAGUUCCCUGAAUCUGUGAUGAAUCUGCAGGGUGCUCAGGAGUAAAAAGGAGAAAAAUAAAAUUUUAGUUACCAAAGUCAGCAACUAUGAC
Gopherus flavomarginatus (Mexican gopher tortoise) is the source of this 1778-nucleotide messenger RNA. RefSeq lists its product as uncharacterized. The record is from RefSeq and is a predicted model, not a curated record. Lineage: Eukaryota; Metazoa; Chordata; Testudines; Testudinidae. The transcript has 3 exons. Bases 1 to 441 code for a protein of 146 amino acids.